UAAAAUAUUAAAAACUAAAUGAAUUUUUUUUUUAAUAAUAAUUUUUAUUAUUAAGUAGAAAAAUUCAAGUUUAAAAGUUGAAAUGACAACUAUUAAAAGUUUUACUGUAAAUUUACCUGUAGAUAAGCGUGGAUAUGUUAGCGAAGUAACACGUGAUGUUUCCUUCAAAAAAAUCAAAACAAGGUCGGAAAAUCGAUUUUGCAUAGAUUGUAAAAAAUCGUCUCCAUCUUGGGUAUCUGUAACCUACGGUACCUUCAUUUGUUUAACUUGCUCUGGCUCACACCGACGUAUGGGGACUCACAUAUCUUUUGUUCGAUCUACUGAGUUAGAUAAUUUUACUCGAAAAGAAUUAGCUCGAAUUGAUUUAGGAGGAAAUUCACGUUUUAUGCAAUUCAUGAAAUCCCAUGGUUUCUAUACGGACAAUAUUGAUUAUCAAUCCAAGGUUGUCGCCUUGUAUAAAAUACAUUUAGAUAAUCUAGUGGACGAAGAAUUCAAUGUUGAAAAUGAUGAAACAAAAAACAAAAUAUCGAAUGUUUCUGUGGAUGCUGAGUUUUUGCCAAUCGAUAUAAAGAAUCACUUAUCUAAUGAACGUUUACUUUUGGAACAACCCCUAGACAAUAGGGAUUCCAUAAAGGAGACAAAUUUAACGACUGCAGUUGCCAUGGCUAUAGAAAAAAAAGCUGAACCAUUACACAAACCGUUUUAUAUGUUAAAACCUAACGCAAGGAAGACAAAGUGUGAUAAUAAUAAUAAUAAAGCGAUUAUAAUGCAGGAAACCCUAACGGCUUGCCGCGCAAAGCGACUAGAAGACAAUUUUGAUUUUUUUUCGCUGGAAAAAAAAGCUUCAGUCUUUUUUGUUACAGAUAUGAAUUCUACGCAGAUAAUGAAGUUAGAAAGCAAUUCUUUAAAUGAUUCCAAAUCCAAUGGGAUGCCAAAAUGCGCACAGGAGUCUUGGAUACCUACAAGGCUUUCAAAUACAAAAUCAAUCUCAUCCAAAAAUGUCAUCUCAAAUAAUGAAAUGACGAGACCACUCAGCGACUCAGAUUCACACAUAGCGCAUAACCUUCAAUUUUACCGAAAUAGUAAGGCUAUUUCUUCAUCAAUGAUUUUACAAAAUCAACCGCCUAAUCACGAUUUAAUUUAUGACCGUUCACUUAUAUCAAAUGAGGGCUUGGAUAGUCAUUAUCAAUACAGCAACUCAAUGUAUAAUAACACGUAUAAUAGUGCUCGACAAAUAUCUACAGGAGUUCACGAGACAGUGGGAAAAGUUAAAUCAUGGGUUUCGAAAUUUAUUAAUGAAAAUUUAACUUAAAUUCUUUAAAAUUAUUAUUUCUAAUUUUGAAAUUUCCUUUUUUUUUUUUUUGAUAUAUCUCGUUUUAUUCAACUGUCGUUGUUCGUGUAGUGUAAGGAUUUAUUUUUUCUGUGUACAAUUUUUACUACUUGCUUUUCUUUUGAAAUACUAUCAAAAAAACAGUUUGUGAAUUGAAAAUAUUUUUUUUAA
Hylaeus volcanicus is the source of this 1501-nucleotide messenger RNA. RefSeq lists its product as uncharacterized. The transcript is spliced from 9 exons. Gene Ontology annotation, biological process: COPI coating of Golgi vesicle. The record is from RefSeq and is a predicted model, not a curated record. Lineage: Eukaryota; Metazoa; Arthropoda; Insecta; Hymenoptera; Colletidae. Bases 83 to 1312 code for a protein of 409 amino acids. Gene Ontology annotation, molecular function: GTPase activator activity.